Molecule: messenger RNA, 188 nt
Organism: Ambispora gerdemannii
Lineage: Eukaryota; Fungi; Glomeromycota; Glomeromycetes; Archaeosporales; Ambisporaceae
Source: the annotation of a GenBank genome assembly
CAAAUUCUUGGAGCAGGUGAAAAAGGAACUGAAUAUUAGUGAGAAUAUUGAAUUAAGUCCGCACACGCUCAGAAGGUGUUUUGCUACUUAUAAUGCUAUUUCUGGCAUGCCUUUACCGGUCUUGCAGAAAGUAUUAGGACAUAGUAAAAUAUCUACUACUGCCCUUUAUAUAAAAGAUAGUGAUUUAA